CAGCAAAGUUUUGACCAAUUUGUGAACCCCGCUACAGGAAGUGAGUGAUGAAGGUGCUACGCAGGCGCAAAUUGACCUUUCGGUUGAAGAACCCGUCGGUCACAUAUCAUUUCAACAGUAGUUAAAGCUCCAUAACACAGCACAAUGGGUGAUAUUGAAGAUACACACUUUGAGACCGGUGACUCCGGAGCCUCCGCCACCUUUCCUAUGCAGUGCUCUGCUCUGCGCAAGAACGGUUUUGUCAUGCUGAAGGGGCGCCCCUGCAAAAUUGUUGAGAUGUCCACAUCCAAGACUGGAAAGCACGGCCACGCUAAGGUUCACUUGGUCGGAAUUGAUAUUUUCAACGGGAAGAAAUAUGAAGAUAUCUGCCCCUCCACUCACAACAUGGACGUGCCGCACGUGAAGCGUGAGGACUACCAGCUGACUGACAUCUCUGACGAUGGCUACCUCACCCUGAUGGCGGACAACGGCGACCUGCGCGAGGACCUCAAGAUCCCCGACGGCGACCUCGGCACCCAGCUGCGCUCAGACUUCGACAGCGGCAAAGAACUGCUGUGCACCGUGCUCAAGUCUUGCGGCGAGGAGUGCGUCAUCGCAGUCAAGGCAAACACAGCUCUCGACAAAUAAACAAACUCAGCAUUUAUAGGGUUUUAACAAUCGUACUACAAAUAUAAUUUUUUUACAAUCAAACAGCUCUUACAUAAAUGUAAAACAUAAUAUUAUAUGUAAUUUAACAUAAAAGAACGCGGUCAGGCGCGGCUCGAGGCUAAGCUUUCUUGAAUUUAAUGUCGAAUGUACCCGAUAGUGUACAUCUGUGUAUGGAGCCUUCCAGAAACGUCGAUUAUGUGGUGCGCCGAGGUCGCCGCUCGAAUUUGUCAACCUAACGCCCUGUUGCCUUACUUAACCCGUUGAGUAUAUUAAUACUGCACUGAUUUUAGAGUCUGUAGUGUGUGCAGUAGUUUCCUAAGGUUACAUAUGUCGGGCAGACGGGUAGCUGAGGCCGCGCCGCCGCACUAAACUUCAUGUUUGUCUUGUUUUGUUUGUUCUCUUUUCGCUUACGUCUACAUAACGUUCAGUUGCGCCGAAAUGCCUACAGUUUGUAGACCGAGAGGUCGGUGUGCGAGAGGGAGAGAGCGAAAGGUUAAAUUCUGUGUGGUCGGUAAAAUAUUGUUUUAUAAUGGUGUUAUUAACAUAACGAAAAGAUGGACGCAAACUUGAAGUUCUUACCGAUAUUAUAAAUGCUAAAUUGAUUACAUAUACAGCCCACAUCAAAAAAGCAAAAGUUGAAAAAAAAAAUAGAAAUAAAGGAAAUUAUUGAAUGUGUUGUGUGAUUGAUUAGUCCUCUACUUGGCAUCGUGAUUUCGAUCACUCGGUUGUCUUUUACUUAUAUAUUAUCCCUAAAUGUGUAACACUUGCCAUCUGUUCAAAUGAAAUGAUCGGUCCAAUAGUCCAAUUUGCAAUGUUUAAGAAAUUUUUCACCACCAACUCUGAUAAAGACUGACAAUGAACUGACCAUUUGGAAUCAAUCGCUUCAGCAAAGACUGAAAUUUGCAUUUUUAGAUGAAAUAGUAUUUGUUUGAAAUUAGUAACCGUGCAGCGCUUACUUUGGCCUUUCCUUGCUCUCUUUUUGUUUAGUUUGAACAAAUGUAAUAUGUUACACAUCGGCUCUGGGCUGCCGUAGCGCUGGUGACGUAGGGUACUUUGACUGGUUCCUCUUGGACAUGUGGACUCAUCAAUUUUAUCAACAUCAGAUUGUCAAAGACGAUAUGAUAUACGAAAUUAAUGUAAGAAUGUAAGGUAAGGCCCUAUAGGAGAGAUAUUUUUUUAUGCAGUUGAAAUUCUUUCAUCGCGAGUAGACUUAAUAUUCCUAGGCUGUUUUGUAGAAAAACAGGUAACCCAUUUUUUUUUUAGUUUUUUAAAUCUUCACCAUUUAAUUCAUAUAAAUGGUAUACAACGCGACUUUAUUUCCUAAACUUUGAAUAUGGAUUGUAUCUUUUUGCUCGAUGUUUCGAUCGAAAAUUACGUGACGCGAGAAUUCAACAAACAUCCUCACGUAAUUCUUAUAAUAUUGCCAGUACUUUGUACCUAAACUUCGAGAAAAAAAUAUACGUGUCUUAUUUUUAAGUUACGUGAUUAAUCGCGUUGUAAUACCAUUUUUCAUAACAUUGAAACUUUCAUUUUGUCUGUACGUCUAUAAUUGCAUAAUCGUUAUUGUUGGUAAUGUUUUUAUACAUGCAGCUUGUAAUCAGAAUUAUUUUAUAAAAUAAUUACAACAAACCUAAGGUAUCUGUAAAGACAUCGGGAGGUGUGAAAUAAAAUACUUUAGUCAGUAAUAACUAUUUUUUACUAACGCUGUCGUGUGCCUUCCCGAUGACGUCAUGACGGUACUUUGAAAACAGUCUAAUGUAGAACUUAUGCAUUAAAUGUGAAAUAUUCUUAAACCGUUUAGAUGUAAUGGCCAUCGUUGCACCUAUAAUUUAUUGCGAGUUAAUGUUUCUGUCGCACACAUGGUCACAAACAUUCAUAGAAAUUUAAUGUGACAAUAUAAACUGUGAAAUUUCAAGCGAACCAUGUGAGCGAGGGCGACUUAAUUGUAAAUGCGAAUUAUUAUUUAGACUUUAAUUAUUUUUUUAAGGGGGCGAAAAACAAGGCUUAUAUCUGUGUGAAGGUAAACUAAAGUUGUGUAUAUACUCGAGGAUUCAUAACGAUCGGAAUCUUUAUAAAUUUCUACAGUCCAAUAGAACUUUUCCCGACUAAUGGUUGUUGUUUUAAUGUAAACAUGCGAAAGUUGACCGAAUUUGAUAGUAAUGCCCGAAUAAAUAUGGAACUCAGUAAUAAGUAUUUAACAGUCAAAUUAAAUCUGUACAAAACAACA
Messenger RNA from Papilio xuthus (Asian swallowtail), 2875 nucleotides. The record is from RefSeq and is a predicted model, not a curated record. Lineage: Eukaryota; Metazoa; Arthropoda; Insecta; Lepidoptera; Papilionidae.